Zingiber officinale is the source of this 903-nucleotide messenger RNA. Its product is annotated as 40S ribosomal protein S5-like. Bases 93 to 683 code for a protein of 196 amino acids. Gene Ontology annotation, biological process: ribosomal small subunit assembly; translation. The transcript is spliced from 4 exons. The record is from RefSeq and is a predicted model, not a curated record. Gene Ontology annotation, molecular function: structural constituent of ribosome; rRNA binding; mRNA binding. Gene Ontology annotation, cellular component: ribosome; cytosolic small ribosomal subunit. NCBI's taxonomy places the organism in Eukaryota, Viridiplantae, Streptophyta, Magnoliopsida, Zingiberales, Zingiberaceae.
AUCCCGAAGCUUCUGCAUCCGUUUCAUUAGGGUUUUUCUUUCCGCCGUUGGUGGACUAGCCCGCGCAUCUCUACAAUCCUUACUCUGCGUCGAUGGCGAUCCAGCAACAGGAGGUUAAGCUCUUUAAUCGCUGGUCGUUCGACGAUGUCGAGGUCAGUGACAUGUCUCUUGCUGAUUACAUUGCUGUGACUCCUCCAAAACAUGCUACAUACCUUCCUCAUACUGCUGGAAGAUAUUCUGCUAAGAGGUUCCGCAAGGCUCAGUGCCCAAUUAUUGAAAGACUUACCAAUUCUUUGAUGAUGCAUGGCCGGAACAAUGGAAAGAAGCUUAUGGCUGUCUGCAUAAUUAAACAUGCUAUGGAAAUUAUUCAUUUGCUUACUGAUGCAAAUCCAAUCCAAAUUGUGGUUGAUGCGAUCAUUAACAGUGGUCCAAGAGAAGAUGCUACUCGAAUUGGGUCUGCUGGUGUUGUCCGGCGUCAGGCAGUUGAUAUCUCCCCACUGAGGCGAGUUAACCAGGCAAUUUACCUCCUCACUACUGGUGCACGAGAAAGUGCUUUCAGAAACAUCAAGACAAUUGCUGAGUGCUUGGCUGAUGAGUUAAUUAAUGCAGCAAAGGGUUCCUCCAACAGCUAUGCGAUCAAGAAGAAGGAUGAAAUUGAGCGUGUUGCCAAGGCAAAUCGUUGAGCUUGUUGGCUUUCAAAUCUACACUCCUUCCUGUUGCACUGUAGGCUUUUCAUUGGUUAUGAAAAUUUUCUUGUAAUCUCAGGUAUCUUUUAAGCUAAAUGAGUAUUUAAACUCACAUAUGCUUUUAGCUAAACUGAAUUCUGGAUGCUAGAGUAAAUUUCGGAUUCAAAGAGCUAUUCAGUCUCGCACAUUGUUAUCAAAGGUUGGGGUUUUUCCUUGC